Molecule: messenger RNA, 1705 nt
Organism: Erigeron canadensis
Lineage: Eukaryota; Viridiplantae; Streptophyta; Magnoliopsida; Asterales; Asteraceae
Product: COP9 signalosome complex subunit 1
Exons: 6
Coding region: 98-1477 (459 amino acids)
Cellular component (GO): COP9 signalosome
Source: RefSeq, a predicted model, not a curated record
ACAGAUUCUCACCCUAAAAUAUUCCCAAUUAAAAUCCAAAACCCUAACCGAAAAAAAAAAGAAGUAACAAUAAAAAUAAAAUAUCCUCAACAAAUCAAUGGAAGCAGAACAAGAAUCUGCACUAAACAUGACAGACGAGAUCUACACAAACGGCGACGACGACGACGAUUCAUCGCAGCAGCAACAACAGCAGCGACGGAUAAUAAGCGGCAGCGAACAGCUGGAUAUCGAAGCGUACGCGGCGUUAUACAGCGGCCGUACGAAGAUAUCGAGGCUAAUGUUCAUAGCGGAAAAGUGUAAGAACACGAAUGUGGCGAUGGAAUUAGAAGCACUGAGGAUGGCGUAUGAUGAGAUUAAGAAAGGCGAAAACACGCAGUUGUUUAGAGAAGUUGUUAAGAAGAUAGAUGGAAGGUUAGGUGAAAAAUAUGGUAAUGAUUUUAAGUGGAUGGAUUCUGUUGAUAGAAAAGCUGAUCACAGGAAAGAGAAGCUUGAGAAUGAACUUAAUGCUUACAGAACAAAUCUGAUUAAAGAAAGUAUAAGGAUGGGAUACAAUGACUUUGGAGACUUCUACUAUGCUCAUGGUGCACUUGGAGAUGCAUUUAAGAAUUACGUACGCACCCGUGAUUAUUGCACCACUGUAAAGCACAUCAUACAUAUGUGUUUGAAUGCCAUUUUGGUCAGUAUUGAGAUGGGCCAGUUUGCUCAUGUAGUAAGCUAUGUCAGUAAAGCAGAGCAAAACAAAAUCGAAAAGACUGACAAAAACGACAAAAAUGAGGUUGAUUCCAUCACCAUUGCAAAGUUAAAUUGUGCUUCUGGACUGGCUCAGUUGGAGGCUAAGAAAUACAAGAUUGCUGCCCGGAAGUUCCUGGAAACGUCUCCAGAGUUGGGAAACAACUACUCAGAAGUUAUUGCACCUCAAGAUGUUGCGACUUAUGGUGGACUUUGUGCUCUUGCAAGUUUUGACCGUGCAGAGCUAAAGGCAAAAGUCAUAGACAAUAUUAACUUUCGUAACUUCUUGGAGUUGGUGCCGGAAGUGAGGGAACUUAUACAUGAUUUCUAUUCAAGCCGCUAUGCUUCGUGUUUACAAUACCUCGUGAAUCUUAAGGCGAACCUGAUGCUUGAUAUUCAUUUGCAUGACCAUGUGGACGCACUGUACGUUAGAAUCCGUAACAAAGCCCUCAUCCAGUACACUCAUCCAUUCGUAUCUGUUGAUCUGAACAUGAUGGCUGACGCUUUUAAAACUUCUGUAUCCGGGCUACAAAAAGAACUCGAGGGUUUAAUCACAGACAACCAAAUACAGGCAAGAAUUGAUUCCCACAACAAGGUUCUGUAUGCGCGUCAUGCGGAUCAAAGAAAAGCUACUUUUCAGCGAGUUUUGCAAACUGGGGUUGAAUUUGAUCGAGAUGUUAGGGCUAUGUUGGUGAGGGCAAAUCUUCUCAAGCAUGAUUAUAACCUUAAGCAAUUAAGGAAGAUUUAAAAGCUAAGAUUACAGUCAAUCAUCAUGUUCUUUUGGAGAAAUAUUUUAAGAAAAAGGGAAGUUCAUGUUUGGUUUUUAGGGUUCUUUUGUUUGGUCAUGUUAAUGCUGUAAAGAAACCAGAGAGAGGUAUUUUGGGGGUUCUUGGAUAAGACUUUAUGUGUUUCAUGAUCACUUGGGCCAAAAGUGCUGUUAAUAUAUCUAGAUUGAAUUUGCAGCCUUUUUCAUUAA